Molecule: messenger RNA, 1377 nt
Organism: Ilex paraguariensis (yerba mate)
Lineage: Eukaryota; Viridiplantae; Streptophyta; Magnoliopsida; Aquifoliales; Aquifoliaceae
Source: the annotation of a GenBank genome assembly
AUGGUGGUAUUCUUAAUCCAUGUUCUUGCACAUGAUACCAAUUUUCCCCCCGAAGGCUGUCAAGAUGAAGAAAUUUAUGCUCGGUUUUGCAGUCCACUUGUUUUCGCCUUGCAGGCAGUAGUCAAUGCUAGUUUUGUCGGUGGUGACAUGGAGUUUGUCAAUGAUGCUGUCUCUUAUUUACGCGGUAUUUUUCAUGCCAUCAAGAGAGCUGAAGAUGCUGUUGAUGCUCUGACAACUCCUAAGCUGCAUAUUCUAGCAGACUUCGGAAUGUCUAUCUUAACUGCAUUGGGUUAUAGUAGCAGCUCUAUGCCACGUACCAUGGGUCCUAUUUUGCUGCCAUCAUCACUAUACAAAAUUAGUCUUGCUGAGAAACGAGAGGCCAAUUUAAAUUCCUUGUCUCAGUCUGGCUUCGGGAAAAAUAUUACGAAGAAAUUGGUUCAGAGGUUUGAGUCUGAGAUCUCUCAUACUGCUAGUAUUGUCACUAAGCGUGGCCAUAGGAGCCGAGAUGAUUCUUCACAUUCAGAUGCUGUAGCAUUGUCCAAAGGUGUUUGGUCAAUGGAUGGGAAAAGGGAUCAGACUCAUCAGAGCAAGAUUUCAUAUGCACGGGGAACGGAGCUUCAUGAAAUUCGGAAGCAGGAAAUCAACAAUGGUGAAAAACAAAAUCCAGCUCCCUCUUCCUGUUCUUCUAGAUCAGUGGAGUUGCAUAAGGAGUUCUCUAUUGAGGAUGAGCAUGAAAAGGCUGCAUCUGGAAAUUCUGAUCUGAUAAUUAGAAAUGAACAACUUCCGUUAUCCUGCGAUUUUGUUACAAAAAAAACUUCACAACCUCAUAAGGACGAAUUAUUACAUUCUAAUCCACUAAAAGAAAAUGAAGCAAUUAUUCAAUGUAAUGGUAUUACUGAAAAACCUUCCAAACGUUCGAGAGCCAACCUUUCUAGUCUUUGCCAUUCUCAGAGAAUUGGAAGUGGAAUUGAAUCACUACUCGGGCGACGGAUAAAGUUAUGGUCUCCGAUUGAUAAAUGCUAUUAUGCAGGCACUGUGGAUAGCUUUGACUCUAGAAACAAUACUCACAAGAUCAACUAUGACAGUGGGGAGGUUGAAGUGGUAAGCUUGAAUAGCGAGAAGUGGGAAGCUUUAAACAAUGAUCUCCUGCUGGACAAGGUAAUCCAAACAAAACUACCAAAAUACUAUUUUCAAAUUUUAGAGCAUAAAUCGAGGUUAGGAGUUGUAUUUUUGGAAAGCGCAAUCAUAUCUGAGAAUGCUCACCCUUCCAUGGAUAUCAUCAGUGAGAUGGACUGUAUGCUGCACUGCAUUGGCUGUAUAUCAAAUGUUGUGUUGAAUACCAAGUUGGGCAAAAGAUACGAUAUAGGAGUCAAAUAA